Sphenostylis stenocarpa is the source of this 564-nucleotide messenger RNA. Lineage: Eukaryota; Viridiplantae; Streptophyta; Magnoliopsida; Fabales; Fabaceae. The record is from the annotation of a GenBank genome assembly.
AUGAAAGCUGAACGGCACUAUUCCUCUCAAAACCUACUAGAGCCAGAUAUUCUUGAAAUGCAGAAGGAAAUUAAAAUGAUGUUGGAACGUAUUAUAUCAUUCCUUGCCCUUACCAAGAACGAAAUAUUACCUGGUAUGAAGGAGAUACUGCGUUCAUAUGAGAAUAAACUGAUGAAUUACAUCAAUGAAUACAGACUUAGGAAAAGCAUGCCUCCAUUGCAGUCUGAGCAUAUGCCUCCCAUGCCACAAUCGCAAUCCCAACGUUCUCUUGUGCUGUCUCAUGGAACUUCUCAAUCGCAAACAUCAAAUUUGGUCGACCAUUAUUUGCGUUCAACAAGAGGUGACGGGAGAGACAAAGUGUAUCAGAGAGAAACUUUCUCGCCAGAUAUAUAUGAAAUACUGGACGAAGUUACCACUAAAAUUCAGCAGCACUAUUCCUCUCAAAACCGACUAGAGCCAGAUAUUCUUGAAAUGCAUAAGGAAAGUUGUAACGUAUUAAUUAUAUCAUUUUUUGCCCUUAACAAGAACGAAAUAUUACCUGGUAGGAAGGAGAUACUGCGUUAA